AUGUCGAACAACAAGAGGAAGCUGUCGGCCUCUACGCCGGCCGCUACCUCGCACCCGCCGCCGAAGAAGCGCUCCUUCCAAGCGAGCGGCUCUGGAGGUGGCGGCGCCACCAUGGCCGCGGUGGGCUAUGGAGUAACAUUCGGCGCUGCUGGCGAAAAGAGCGAGCUCGAGCUCCUGCAGUACCAAAAUCAGUCUCUUUCGACCCUGCUCAAAGAGAAGAAGGAAGAGAUUUCUUCCUUGCGGACGAAGCUGCGCACAGUUGAGGCUAAGGAAAGGGAAUCAAGCAACGGGCUCGCCUACGUGACGCAGCACUGGAGUUCGCUCGAUGAAAACCUGCACACUGUGCUGGCUACAAUCGAGCCAGCUACGGUGGAUGAAAUUUUGCGAGAAGAAUCGAGGAGGGUCCAUCCUCCGGAAGAUGAACGAAGCUUCCUGCAGAUGCUGCUGGGCGAUGAGGGGGAUUUGAUGAACGAGGAAGAAAGAAAAGAUAUCAAGAAGGAGAAAGAGCUUGGCAACGAAGAUGAGCAGGAGCUUGAUGAAGAGGAAGCCGAGGCUAGGGACGAGGAGUACCAAAAACUGCUGCUCAAGCAGCGGAUUGACCCCGCGCUCGAGCGACGAUCUUCGUUUACGAAACAAAUCCUCAUAAGGGUUUGUGACGCGCUGCAGAAGCAGAAGCGAAGGAGCGACGACCUGGCCAGACGACUUCAAGAUGCAGCGAGUCUUGAGCGAGUGAUGGUGGAAGAGAGCAAUGGGCUGCGCGAGCAGGUGGCCGGUUUGGACAAGCUUGUCGCCAAGCUGCAACACAAGAACAUGGAGCUGAGCAGAGGAUAUUCGAGCGCCAAGACAGGUUGGGUGCAAGCUGAGCAGAAGAUAAGGGUGCUCACUAUGGACAUCGAAGAUUUCAAGGCAGAUCUGUCGACGUGCCACAACAGGAUCGAGAGAUUGAACAAAGCGCUGCAAGAGGCGCAGACUAAGGCGGCCACGGCUGCCGCAAAUGCACCGGCCCCUGCUGCAGCUGCUUCCACUUCGUCUUCGUCUUCGUCAUCGCCUUCUCUUGGCUCGCAUGAGGCUCCAGAGGAGGUGCAGAAGAUACGCGAAGAGCUGGCCGACGCCAGAACCGUGGAAGAGAACAGGCUGAAGGAGAUACAGAAACUGCGCCAAGACCGCGCGGAAUUGAAGAACGAACUAAACGAACUUAAUGACAAGCUGCUCAAUCUGCCGGAACACGUCGUCCGCACAUCGCCUGCUUUCAGGAUGCUAGAGACGCAUCUGCAGAUGGCUGUGAUGGAUUACGAGUCGCAGAGAGGAUUGUGCUCGCAGCUGCAGAGGAGUGUUGCUACUCUAGAGCAGGAGAGGCGGGAGGAGAAGGAUCGGGCUCAGAAAAACGAACAAGCCAGACGGCAGGAGCUGGAGAAGGAGAUCAAAGAGAAGGAUGCAGCUCUCGCUCGCAUACGAGGCGAGAGAGACAACCUUAUCUAUCGCUUAGAGCAGAAGAAGGCAUCACUCCCGAGCCAGCAGUUGAUCAACGAGUUCAAGAUGACGAUCGCGACGCUCCAGGAUCAAAGCGCCAAGUUGCGAAAAGAGCUCGAAAAGCUCCGGGAACAGAAGGACAAGGAACGAGGCAGGGAGCCUGAGAGAGCUCACACCAGCGAGCCAAGGGCUCCUGAAGUUGCAGAGCUGCAAGAGAAAGUCAAGGUGCUCCAGCGAGGGAUGGACGACUUUAAGAGGAAACACGACGAUGCGCAGAGGGAAUUGAGAUCGAUAACCGAAAGCCUGCCUAGGGAACAGCGCGAGCUGCAUGAGAUUCGACGUAAUGAGCGCAAGCUGGCCGAUGAGAACACCUAUCUCAAAUCUCGCCUCGCCAAAUACGAGCCCAAGAACAAGCUUGAGAAGGACUAUCCGCGCUUGCUGUCCAAAGCAGACCAAUCGAUCCGAGAGCUCCAGAAAUCACUCGACGCGACCAAAGCGGAGAACGCGGCCUAUCUGUCGGAAAUGGAGGUCAUUUCCAAAGAGUUCGAGUCCACAAUGGAGCAAAACACGAGGUUGCUGCACGAGCUAUCCGACAAGGACGAGACCACCACCAAGCUCAUGUCCGACAGGAUCAAGUCCGAGCAGCUGCAGAACCAGCUUCGAGAGGAGACGAAACAGCUCCAGUUCCAAAUUAAGCUCGCGGGCGAAAGAUAUGAGCAGCAGAAGGAGCUGCUCAAGCGAGAGGAAACGAAGGCCAAGAUGAUCGAGGAACAGAUGAUCAAGGCCAACGAACAGAUCUCCUCGUUCACCAACCUGAUUGAGGCUCACAAGAGGGCCGCUAGGGACGCUGCACAGCAGCUUGUGGAGUUCAAGGCCAAGCUGGACCAAGCGACUGCCGCUCUCGCCGAAUACAAGAAGAAGCUGGACGAACAGAGCAGCGCGCUUGAAAGAGGAGAGGACAAGAUCUCCCGCCUGAUGGAGGAAAGGAACACGCUCAAGAGAAAGGUUGAGCGUCUGUCGGCCAGAGGGUCGGUCGAUACUCUGCUCGAGGAAGAAGUCAGCACGCUCCGGAAAAUGCUGCGAUGCCCCGUCUGCAACGACAACAUGAAGGAUACGGUCAUCACGCGCUGCUUCCACGUGUUCUGCAACCCGUGCGUGAAGAGCAGACUGCAGCUGCGCAACAGGAAAUGCCCGGGCUGCGCCAAGCCCUUCGGAGAGAACGAUGUACACAGCAUCUACCUUGGCUUCGACGACGUGAAAGACGAAGAAGACUAG
Messenger RNA from Acanthamoeba castellanii str. Neff, 2745 nucleotides. Its product is annotated as zinc finger, C3HC4 type (RING finger) domain containing protein. NCBI's taxonomy places the organism in Eukaryota, Discosea, Longamoebia, Acanthamoebidae. Gene Ontology annotation, molecular function: ubiquitin protein ligase activity. The record is from RefSeq and is a predicted model, not a curated record. The transcript is spliced from 20 exons. Gene Ontology annotation, cellular component: HULC complex; nucleus. Bases 1 to 2745 code for a protein of 914 amino acids.